Ustilaginoidea virens is the source of this 2148-nucleotide messenger RNA. RefSeq lists its product as uncharacterized. Gene Ontology annotation, molecular function: protein binding. Gene Ontology annotation, biological process: DNA replication-dependent chromatin assembly; nucleosome assembly. The transcript has 4 exons. Gene Ontology annotation, cellular component: CAF-1 complex; nucleus. Bases 1 to 2148 code for a protein of 715 amino acids. Lineage: Eukaryota; Fungi; Ascomycota; Sordariomycetes; Hypocreales; Clavicipitaceae. The record is from RefSeq and is a predicted model, not a curated record.
AUGAAGGCCACGCCGCUCAUCAUCAAUUGGCACGACCAAAACGCCCCAGUCUACUCUGCCCAUUUCGAGCCAAACGGAAAGGGCCGUCUUGCUACUGCGGGUGGUGAUAAUCACGUCCGAAUCUGGCAAGUCGACUGUUCUGGACCAGAAAGAAAAGUCGUCUACCUCUCAACCUUGACCAAGCACAACCAAGCCGUCAAUGUCGUCCGCUGGGCACCCAAAGGCGAAAUAAUCGCGUCGGCCGGUGAUGACGGCAACGUGAUUCUCUGGGUUCCCAGUGACCUCCCUCCCCUUAGUUUUGGGGCUGAUGCCCAUGAUGACAAGGAAUCGUGGAGAGCAAAGCACAUGUGCCGUUCUAGUGGAGCGGAAAUAUAUGACCUGGCAUGGUCUCCCGAUGCCAUGCAUUUCAUCAUCGGAAGUAUGGAUAAUGUUGCAAGGAUAUAUAAUGCCAAUUCAGGUGCGCUUGUCAGACAGGUUGCUGAGCACAGUCACUAUGUCCAAGGGGUGACCUGGGAUCCCCUGAAUGAAUACAUUGCUACGCAAUCCUCCGAUCGAUCUGUCCACAUAUACUCCCUCAAGACAAAGGACGGGCAGUAUACCCUCAGUCAUGAUGACAAACCCCCUCGCCUCGCCAGUCACAUAAAAGCAGAUCUGCCUCCUCGAAGGAUAUCCUCAAACAGUCCUGCCCCUCCGGACUUUGGCCACCGAGCACAGCUAUCCGUGAUUGACUCCAACACUUCUGCCUCUGUGGGAUCACCGGUUCCCUCAGCACCUGGCACCCCAACAUCGAUUCCCCUCCCAAUGAAUCCACCAAGCGUUGUCAGCCAUAGCAGGAGAUCGUCGUUUUCCUCGCGACGGUCUGCUUCACCCGCUCCCACGUUACCUCUACCUGCAGUCAUGCCCAUGGAGGUGUCGCCUAAGACGCAAAUGGGCGCCAAGAAUGCCAGUCUCUACGCUAAUGAGACUUUGACCUCAUUCUUUCGCCGACUUACCUUUACACCGGACGGCAGCCUUUUACUCACACCGUCGGGACAAUAUCAGACCCAACACCAAGCUGACAAAGACAUGAGGCCCAUGUAUGAAGUAAUAAACACCGUGUAUAUUUACACUCGUGGCGGCAUCAACAAGCCUCCCAUUGCCCAUUUACCGGGGCACAAGAAACCGUCCGUGGUCGUCAAGUGUUCUCCGGUGUACUACACGUUGCGCCAAACCCCUCCAUCUACGAAGCACAUAACCAUUGACACAUCGGGCGAAGAACCUUUACCGCCCUUGCCCGAGCCUGUUUCGAAAUCAGCAUCUGCUCCUGCAGUCAUGGAGCCGCCGCCGCCGCCGUCAAGCACCACGUCCGAUGCUGGCGUAGCGGCUCCGUCCAAGAGUAUUAGUGUUGAGACGGACGCCUCAACACCGGGGCCCAAGCCCGCCUUUGCCCUGCCUUAUCGCAUGGUAUAUGCUGUCGCGACUCAAGACUCAGUUCUACUGUAUGAUACACAACAAAAGACGCCCAUCUGCGUUGUGAGUAAUUUGCACUGCGCUACGUUUACUGAUCUAGCUUGGUCGAGUGAUGGUCUCACGUUGAUAAUUUCAUCAUCCGACGGCUUCUGCUCCAGUCUCUCCUUCGCUGCUGGAGAGUUGGGUGACAUAUACAAAGGCGAAAUCGGACCCCCCAAAACCAUGGCCGGAGGUGCGAGCAUGAACAAUGUCAGUUCUACGCAGAAUACGCCGACGCCAACACCAACGACCAGUUUUGCUCCGCCGUCGCCAUUCCCCAAUGGCUCGCACCCCCAGCAUCGCAACUCAGCUAGUUCAUUCGCCGCACCGUCCCCACCUGCUUCGUUGCUUCCUGCCUCCCAACGCCCACCAUCUCCAACUAGGUCAAAUUCAACAUCAUCAAUCGCCACGCAACCGUCGUCGGUUCCCACUGGGGUUGUGAGCAACCCGACGCUCAUUGCAGGUAGCGUCCCUGCUUUGACUGCUUCUAGUUCUACAAAGGUGACCGGGAUGCCCGUCGCAACGCCACCAGAGACGCCACGGACCAUGAUGGUUAAUGCUGCCGGCACCAAGCGGGAUGCAAGUGAAAACGAGAAAGAUGAGGUCAAGGAACCCAAGAAACGACGAAUUGCGCCAACUCCUGUGGAGAAACCGUCAUAA